Messenger RNA from Pistacia vera, 759 nucleotides. RefSeq names its product glycine-rich RNA-binding protein 2, mitochondrial-like. Bases 165 to 572 code for a protein of 135 amino acids. NCBI's taxonomy places the organism in Eukaryota, Viridiplantae, Streptophyta, Magnoliopsida, Sapindales, Anacardiaceae. The transcript has 5 exons. Gene Ontology annotation, molecular function: RNA binding. The record is from RefSeq and is a predicted model, not a curated record.
GAGUGAUAGCAUUAUAAAAGGCCUUAAACCCUAGCCGCCUCAGAUAUUUUGUGAGCGACUGAUAGCAUUAUAAAAGGCCUUAAACCCUCGCCGCUUCCUUUUGUUUCUCAACGCUUCUCUCAUAAGCUCCUUGUUUGCAGUUCUCCUUCCCAACAAGAGAUAAGAUGGCAUUCAGUAGCAGACUUGGUAUGCUUGUUAGGCAAAAUGGGCAAGCUUCAUUGCCAUCUAUGCUCAACUCUAUCCGCAGCAUGUCAACAUCUAAGCUAUUUAUUGGAGGACUUUCCUAUGGGACGGAUGACGUGUCACUUAAGGAAGCAUUUUCUGGCUUUGGUGAAGUGGUUGAAGCAAGAGUUAUAACCGACAGAGACACUGGGAGAUCAAGAGGAUUUGGGUUUGUUAACUUCACCAGUGAUGACUCUGCCAGCUCGGCAAUGUCAGCUAUGGAUGGCCAGGAGCUAAAUGGGAGAAACAUUCGUGUUAGUUUUGCCAAUGAGAGGCCUAGUGGCCCUCGAUCCUUUAAUAACGAUUUCCGUGGUGAAGGAGGUUUUAAUAGAAGCGGAGGGGAUUACUAAGCUGUUUGGUCGUCUAUCCUUAAGUUUAAUCUUAUAGGUUGCUGUUAAUUUUGAAUUAAGGACGCAUGUUUGUUUUCACAGUUUGAAAUAUUUGAAGUACUGGAAUUAUUAUGUUGCCUUUGGCACAAGUUUGUGCCAGUUAUUGGUUGUUACAUAUCCUGGCAGGGUAAAUUUUUAAAUUUCUGUU